Lentinula edodes (shiitake mushroom) is the source of this 1170-nucleotide messenger RNA. RefSeq lists its product as uncharacterized. The transcript has 8 exons. Bases 1 to 1170 code for a protein of 389 amino acids. NCBI's taxonomy places the organism in Eukaryota, Fungi, Basidiomycota, Agaricomycetes, Agaricales, Omphalotaceae. The record is from RefSeq and is a predicted model, not a curated record. Gene Ontology annotation, molecular function: protein binding.
AUGAACAAGCCUACGGGCCAAUCUGUCGGCGCUGCUUAUUUCAUUACCAACGAAGAGACGGGUAACUUCAUCGUUUCUGCUGACAUAGAGUCUGACGGUACCUUGAACCUUCGACAAGCAAUCGCUACUGGUGGCCUUGGAUUGCACGGAAACAAUGGAGGAGUCACUGAUGGUCCUGAUGGACUCUUCUCUCAGGGAGCUGUCAAAGUCAGCGCCGCGGCGAACGUGCUGGCCACAGUAAAUCCCGGUUCGAAUACGUUGUCAAUUUUCAGUAUUGACCCAUCCGACCCCAUAAAUCUCAACCGAAUCGGAGACCCGGUCGGCAGUGGUGGAGAGUUUCCUAUGUCAUUGGCAUUUAACAAAGUAGGUGAUACACUAUGUGCUUUGAAUGGUGGUCAAGUGAAUGGUGUCAGUUGCUUCAAGGUCGACCAAACUAAAGGCCUCAUAAAUCUAUCGGGAACGAACCGCGCCUUAAACCUCAACCAAACCACACCUGCCACCGGCCCUGCUGGAAGUGCCAGUCACAUAAUCUUCUCAGAAGAUAAUACCCAAUUGAUUGCCUCGGUGAAGGGUGUACCUCCAACUCCCGGAUUUCUAGCAGUUUGGGACGUCGCAACCGAUGGUUCGUUGUCGCCAGUGUUUAAAACCAUCACACCGUCGCAGGGAGGUCUUCUUCCAUUCUCGAUGACUGUGAUUGAAGGCAAGAACGCUCUCCUAGCUACCGAUGCAGGUGUUGGUUUUGAUAUCUUCGAUUUGAGCACUUCUGGCGGCAAUGCUUCGUCCGUUGUGCCCAUCGAUGGACAAUCAGCUACCUGUUGGUCUAGCUUUAGCAACCAAACGGGAAACUUUUAUUUGACUGACAUCGGGACUUCCAUGGUCACUGAAGUCAAUGUAGACGACAAUUUGAAAGGAUCUAUUGUGAAGCAAUAUGCACAGGGCAGCAACAGUGGUACCAUCGACAAUGAUAUCGCUUCAGUAGGCGGAAAAGAUUUCAUGUAUAUCUUGGCUGCGAACGCGACUGCUAUCGACGUUUUGUCCCUGAAUGCUCCAGGACAAGCACAGAACAUUCAGAAAGUAGAUAUAGCAGGUCCAGCAAAAGCUUCCGGCCUUAUUGUCGGUGAUUGUUCAGGUGUAUCUGUUCAGGGGAUGACCACUUUCAUAAAGAAAUAA